UCCUCGCCGCUGCAAACCCUAAGCCGCCUGCGCGCCGCCAGACACACAACCAACCCCGAGGAGGACGACAGAGCGAGAGAGGAAGGGUGAGAUGGCUCGCGGCGCGGCGGCGGCGGCGGCGGCCAAGGGCGGGGCCGGAGGCAAGAAGAAGGGGUCGGUGUCCUUCGUGAUCGACUGCACCAAGCCCGUGGAGGACAAGAUCAUGGAGAUCGCGUCGCUCGAGAAGUUCCUGCAGGAGCGCAUCAAGGUCGCCGGCGGCAAGGCCGGGAACCUCGGCGACUCCGUCACCGUCUCGCGCGACAAGAGCAAGGUCACCGUCACCUCCGACGGCGCCUUCUCCAAGAGGUACCUGAAGUACUUGACCAAGAAGUACUUGAAGAAGCACAAUGUGCGGGACUGGCUUCGUGUGAUCGCUGCCAACAAGGAACGCAAUGUUUACGAGCUCCGGUACUUCAACAUUGCUGAGAACGACGGCGAGGAGGAGGAUUAGAGUGCAUUUCACUUAUAUUGUAGUCUGGAACUUGUUGCAGUUUGAUACUUGAUCUGAGUACCUCUAGUUAUCCACCUAUCUUGUGUUGUGCUCUGGUGAACAUGGAUGGUUUAAUUUUAAGAAUCCUUAUAUUUUGUUGCCUCGACUAUGAAUGAAUUCAUAUGUUGUGAACCUAGAAAGUAAUCUGGAGAAUUGUUCUUGAUAUUUUUCUUCA
This is a messenger RNA of Brachypodium distachyon (stiff brome), 704 nucleotides long. Its product is annotated as 60S ribosomal protein L22-2. The transcript has 2 exons. The coding region runs from base 92 to 490 and encodes 132 amino acids. Gene Ontology annotation, cellular component: ribosome. Gene Ontology annotation, molecular function: RNA binding; structural constituent of ribosome. The record is from RefSeq and is a predicted model, not a curated record. Lineage: Eukaryota; Viridiplantae; Streptophyta; Magnoliopsida; Poales; Poaceae. Gene Ontology annotation, biological process: cytoplasmic translation.